Molecule: messenger RNA, 1629 nt
Organism: Miscanthus lutarioriparius
Lineage: Eukaryota; Viridiplantae; Streptophyta; Magnoliopsida; Poales; Poaceae
Source: the annotation of a GenBank genome assembly
AUGGCGAGCGUCUCGGCCGCUUCCUCUCGGAGUAGACGUCAGGCGCCAUUUAUUAAUUCAACCCUCCCCAUCCCCGCAAGCCCACGUUUCCGAAUCCACCAACUCCUCCACGCCGCGUCGAGAUCGCUCACGCCUUCGCUUCCAGCAACUCCAUCACUCAGCCCACCCGCCGGAGCAAUGGGGAGCACGGGGCGUGAGCCGGAGGUGACCCGCGCCGACUUCCCCGACGGUUUCGUCUUCGGCGUCGCCACCUCCGCGUACCAGAUUGAGGGAGCGAGAAGGGAGGGAGGCAAAGGAGACAGCAUAUGGGAUGUAUUUACAGAUGACAAAGAACGUGUCUUAGACAGAAGCAAUGCAGAAAUUGCAGUUGAUCACUACCAUCGAUACAAGGAAGACAUUGAGCUCAUGGCAAGUCUAGGUUUUAGUGCGUACAGAUUUUCAAUAUCUUGGGCACGUAUAUUUCCUGAUGGCUUGGGGGAAAAGGUCAAUGAGCAAGGAGUCGCCUUCUAUAAUGACCUCAUCAACUUUAUGAUUUCGAAAGGUAUUGAGCCUUACGCAACUCUGUAUCAUUGGGAUCUUCCAAACAAUCUUCAGAAGACUCUGGGGGGCUGGAUUUCUGACAAGAUUGUGGAGUGCUUUGCAUUGUAUGCAGAGGCUUGCUUUGCAAAUUUUGGAGACAGAGUACAGCGUUGGAUAACAAUCAAUGAACCUCUCCAAACUGCAAUCAAUGGUUAUGGGAUUGGAAUUUUUGCACCUGGAGGAUGCCAAGGUGAAACUGCUAGAUGUUACUUAGCCGCCCAUCACCAAAUCUUGGCUCAUGCUGCUGCUGUUGAUGUUUAUAGAAGAAAAUUCAAGGCUGCACAAGGUGGUGAAGUAGGGUUGGUUGUUGAUUGUGAAUGGGCAGAGCCAUUUUCUGAAAAUGUGGAAGACCAAAUUGCUGCAAAACGGAGGAUUGACUUUCAACUUGGAUGGUACCUAGACCCAAUAUAUUUUGGUGAUUACCCAGAAAGCAUGCAGCAGCGACUGGGCAGUGAUCUUCCAACCUUCUCAGAGAAAGAUAAAGAAUUCAUCAGGAACAAAAUUGAUUUUGUUGGACUAAAUCAUUAUACUUCGAGACUCAUUGCUCAUCACCAAAAUCCAGAUGAUGUUUAUUUCUACCAAGUGCAACAAAUGGAGAGAAUAGAAAAAUGGAAUAGUGGUGAAAAAAUUGGUGAAAGGGCUGCAUCUGAAUGGCUUUUCAUUGUUCCUUGGGGGCUUCGUAAAGUACUUAAUUAUAUAGCGAAGAAAUAUAAUAAUCCAGCAAUUUAUGUUACUGAGAAUGGCAUGGAUGAUGAAGAUGAUCAAUCUGCAACGCUUGAACAGGUCCUAAAUGACACGACGAGAGUCGGUUACUUCAAAGGAUACCUCAAUUCAGUUGCACUAGCAAUCAAGGACGGAGCUGAUGUCCGUGGGUACUUUGCGUGGUCAUUCCUGGACAACUUUGAGUGGGCUAUGGGCUACACCAAGAGGUUUGGCAUAGUUUAUGUCGAUUACAAGAAUGGGCUGUCCAGGCAUCCGAAAGCAUCGGCCCUGUGGUUCUCACGCUUCCUGAAGGGCGAGGCAGCCGAAAACAAAGCUGACACAAACUGA